Paramuricea clavata is the source of this 1005-nucleotide messenger RNA. Lineage: Eukaryota; Metazoa; Cnidaria; Anthozoa; Malacalcyonacea; Plexauridae. The record is from the annotation of a GenBank genome assembly.
AUGUUUUUAAGCUAUCGCUCGUUGACUUUGUAUCGUCGAUCAUGCUAUAUAGGGAAUAGCAGCGGCAACCUUUCGGACUUAUUUGUUGAAGUGAACAACCCUAAUUUGAACGUAGCGGGCGAAGUUUUGUCCGAAAUGCCUAGUGCUAUUUUUCCAAGUCAAAAACCAUCGCUGUUAGUGGGAGUUAAACUCCCACGGUCGAAAUCUGAAUGGGACAGGGCAAACGAAUAUUUUCGUAUGCAGAUAAACACUUCUAGGGAACUAAGAAAUUUGAAUAUGGAAAUCGAUCAUUUGAAUGGAACUAUGUGGGCGUAUUUUAGUGCCAAUUAUGGCCAAGUUAAAGCUAGGAACGAUUUCAAUCACUAUAAUAAUAUGUCAAAAUCGAAGUUAAAGAAAUGCCUCAGAAACCUUAAACUCCAAAACGGCAAACUGGAAGAAAUAAAAUAUGUCAGUAGAUUGUUGCGGAAGAAAUUGCGCUCACAUGUUCAGCGUAAUUAUGAAGAAGAAUUAAGUAAAGAUUUUUGGAAAUUUUGUAAAAAAGAGUUUGAAGAAUCAGAGACACAAGAACCAAAUUUUGACGAAUCGUCCUGCUAUGAUUAUUUUAGAAAUAUUUUCUUCGAAAAGAAUAAAAACCGAACAUUCAACCUUCCCUCUUGGCUUAAACCAUUUCCAGUGCCAUCGAGCAAUUUCGACCUGGAAUGUCCAACUUACCAAGAAAUAACGAAAAUAAUUCGGAAAAUGAAAAGUAGUGGUUCUCCUUGCCCUAUUGACCAAAUAAGUAUUAUUCCUUUUAAACGGUGCCCCAUCCUGAGAACACAGCUUUGGAGACUCCUCUCGAAAUGCUGGACCGAAAAAUAUAUUCCGACUAUCUGGAAACGUGCUGUUGCGGUAUUCAUUUACAAAAAGGAUUCACCUGACAAUCCUGCUAAUUGUUUUAGAGCCAGUCAUGUUGAAAGUUUUCACCUCUGCGAUAAGGAACAAAAUUUUCAAAUUCGUGCGCGAUAA